GUUCUGGCGAGAGGGGCUGUGUCCAAUCGCCUGCGACAUACAGGUCUUAUACUGCGCAGGGAUCGCAUGACAAGGGCUGCGCACAUCGGGACAGUUCUCUCUCGACAAGAUGGAAAAGUUGCCAUCGUCACUGGAGGCGCAAAAGGCAUAGGAUACCACACAGCAAAACAUUUGGCAAGACUUGGGAUGCAUGUGAUAAUAGCGGGGAACAAUGAAGCUGAAGGCAAUGAAGCGGUGACGAGGAUACAACAAGACACCCUGAAUGAGAAAGUGGAAUUUUUAUUCUGCAAUUUGGCCUCCACGAAGUCCAUACGGAAUUGUGUACAGAAUUUCAAAGCAAAAAAUCUGGACCUCCACGUUCUGGUUAAUAACGCUGGUGUAAUGCUUGUCCCAGAAAGGAGAACUCAAGAUGGCUUUGAGGAGCAUUUUGGCAUAAAUUAUUUAGGUCAUUUUUUACUGACAAACCUCCUAUUGGACACUUUGCGGAAGACUGGGACGAGUGAUUUCAAUGCUCGCGUUGUCACAGUGUCAUCUGCCACCCACUUUACCGGGCAGGUGAACCUCGAUGAUCUACAAAACAGCCACUGUUAUUCAGCCCAUGGCGCAUAUGCUCAGAGCAAGCUUGCCCUUGUGUUAUUCACCUAUUACUUACAACAUCUGUUGACUGUAGACGGUAGUCACGUGACCGCUAAUGCUGUGGACCCCGGGGUCGUUAAUACCGAUCUCUACAAGCAUGUAUGGUAUCCGGGGAGAUUUGUGAAAUGGAUGACCGGCUGGCUACUUUUGAAGAGUCCAGAAGAAGGAGCUGCCACCUCAGUUUAUACAUCUGUCUCACCGGACCUCGAAGGAAUUGGAGGCUGUUAUUUAUACAACGGUGAAAAAAUAAAAUCCGCUGAGGUGUCUUAUGAUAUAGAACUUCAGAAGAAACUAUGGACUGAAAGCUGCAAGAUGGCCGCUCUUCCGGUUUCAUCAUAAACCUGUUGUCUUCUUAACAUUUCACAUCCCUAGACUCAAGCCUUCCAGAUGUUUCCAUAAGAAUCUCAUCUUUUAUGGGAUUUAUUUUUGACAUUUAUCGCUCGGGAUUCAACGUAUUUGUUUAGUUAUUAAAAUAUAGCUCAAAUUACGAAUGUUGUAAUCAAAAUAUUCCAACAAUAUGUACAUACAAAGUACAAUUCAGUCAUCAACAUGAUUAUGUGCCGCUUUUGCCUGAAGGAUUCUGGCCUUUAAUUGCGUGCCAUGAAUAUUAAUGGGUAACUGUGAUCUGAUCGGGCAAGUUGUGUUCAUGUUUCAGAAGAAUCCUGGAUGAAUUCAUUAUGAUGUACAGCUCGCUUUGGGUAUCCUAAUAUGUUUCAUAUGAAGAGUAAAAUUAUUCCUUUGACGCACAUUGUGGCCUUAAAAAUGAUGAUGAGUUCAUUAGGUAUUCACUUGGAUGUAAUAAGCAAUUUCGCAAAGCUUAAGUUGUAAUCAUAGGAGAUUUGAGAAUUUGUUAGUGAGAUCCUAACUAAAAUAAUUUAUCAAAACUUUACAAAGAUAUAGUGAAAAAUUACAAUAAAAAAAAUAUUUUUUGCAUAGGUUUCCUUAAGAAAAGUAAAACCCUCUAUGAGACAAUUUAAUAAUUUAUAUCACAGGAAAUGUAUUCUUACUGUCUUAUUCCACCUGCAGGAAUUUGUCGGCCACCAGGGACCAUUAUUCAGUCAAAGAUUUUGGUUAAUUUUAUCUUUUAUCUCGGAAACAUUAUAGUAUUGUGCAACCACUUCUCCUCUUAAUAAACACAGAUAUGAAAAUGCA
This is a messenger RNA of Bufo gargarizans (Asiatic toad), 1788 nucleotides long. It is a transcript of the gene DHRSX, whose product is annotated as dehydrogenase/reductase X-linked. The transcript is spliced from 7 exons. The record is from RefSeq and is a predicted model, not a curated record. Lineage: Eukaryota; Metazoa; Chordata; Amphibia; Anura; Bufonidae. The coding region runs from base 67 to 975 and encodes 302 amino acids.